AUAGAACGAACAUGAGUCCUUCGGAGGAUGCAGCCCGCGAAUUUGGACACAGCCAAUGUUUGCUCCAGGGCUGGAAACAGAGCGCUUUCCUGUUUUACGGUGUUUCAAGGGAGGCGCUGUGAGCCUUCAUUUCUCUUUCCAUAGUCUUCAGUUUUCUCGCCAGGAGACACCCAGAACACAAGAUUCAAGAUGAGUACAGCGUUGGUUUACGAUGAGGAAAUGACUCGCUACAAACUGCUGUGGUUAGAGUAAGUGCGAGAUUACAUUUAGCGAACCCCCCAGUCGGUAUUUAAAACUGGACACAACAGUCCAGCACCGCAAGUCCAGAUUGUGAAAUCGAGAGGCCCGAGCGUCUCACGGCUUGUUAUGAAGCAUUGGUCAGGAGCGGUUUGGCUGCUCGAUGUGCCUCCGUACCUGUACGGCAGGCCACAGACGACGACAUUCUCCUGAUUCACUGCGAGGAGUACCUGGAAGCAGUGAAGAAGACCCCAUACAUGUCUCUGGACGACCUGAGGGAGUUCACGUUGCAGUAUGGAGCAGUCUACUUCCAUCCAGUUAGUGAACAGCUAUCAUUGCGCCACGCUGGCAGUGGGAGCCGCACUGCAGCUGGUAGACGGCGUGAUGACCGGGAGGGUGAGAAAUGGCAUGGCUCUGGUCAGACCCCCGGGGCACCACAGCAUGCGCAGAGCCGCCAGUGGCUUCUGUGUGUUCAACAAUGUGGCCAUAGCAGCCAAAUAUGCCCAGCAAAAAUAUGGAGUUCAAAGGGUGCUGGUAGUUGACUGGGACAUCCAUCACGGUCAAGGGGUGCAGUAUGCAUUUGAGGACGAUCCAAGCGUGCUUUAUUUCUCUUGGCACCGCUAUGAGCAUCAGAAAUUCUGGCCUGAACUCAGGGAAUCAGACUAUGACAGUGUUGGCAAGGACAAAGGUGCUGGCUUCAAUAUAAACGUACCCUGGAACAAGGUCGGCAUGCAGAACAGCGACUACCUUGCUGUCUUCUGUCACGUCCUUCUGCCGGUCGCCUACGAGUUUUGCCCGGAGUUGGUGCUGGUGUCCGCAGGCUUUGACUCUGCCAUUGGGGACCCAGAGGGUGAAAUGUGUGCCACCCCCGACAUCUUUGCCCACCUUACCCACCUGCUGAUGAAUCUCGCCGAGGGAAAAUUGUGUGCCGUGCUGGAGGGCGGAUACAACUUGACUUCGCUCAGUCAAUCCGUGUGUGUCACGGUUCAAACUCUACUCGGCGAUCCGCCGCCCCGGCCCGCCAAACUCCAAGGCCCCUGUCAGAGCGCACUGGAGUCCAUUCAGUGUGUACGCGCAGCUCAUCGGAAGUAUUGGUCCUGUCUCAGGCAUGCAGCAGAAGCAGCCCCCGCAGAAGUCAGCACUAAGCGCUGUAAGCUAGAAGAAAAAGAAAGAGAAGAAAAGCUUCAAAGGGGAGAAGCAGUUGACGCCGUAACGUGGCCCGAGCCUGAGAAGUACGUCGCGCCUCCCGUACGCACAGCGGUGGUGAUUCCGGAGCACGUGACUUGUCCUGACGGAUGCAAACGCUUCAGCUUGUCGCCUCAUGCCGACUCGCUCUCAGCAAAGGAGGAUUUUGACAGCGAUGCGGUCUCUACGUUAUCCAGUCUCACUGCACUUGUCGGGAAACUGCUGAAGAAUGAGAUCCGCAACGGCUUGGCCUUGGUCCGUGACAUCUCCGUGGCACUGGAGACAGUCAUCACGCAUACAACCACUCUCAAACAACGCGUUUUGGUUGUAUGUUUAGGAGGCAUUGGAGUCCUGAGUCACCUGCCAGAAGAUGGGACAACACUUCGAGUGCACAUCAGCAAGGAGGCGGCAGAGGAGCCCAAGCGCCAACAUAACGUAUCCAUGCGUCUGAAGAAUGGCUGCGGGGACACGUCGGGGUUGGCGCAGGCCACCUUGGGCCUCCUCCUGCCUCUCGCCUACGAGUACGACCCCGCUCUGGUGCUGCUGGCGCGAAUUCCGGGCGCGGGCAGCCCCGGCGACGGCGCGUGGCAGCAGCUGACUGGACUGUUGCAGGGCCUGGCUCGGGGUCGCAUGCUUGUGCUGGUGCAGGAGGAUGAUAAAGCUUUUGUCAAGCCAACGGCGUCCUCCCUCUCUGGGAGUCCUGCACCCUCUCUGGGGCAACUCCCUGCUCCAGUAGAUGAAGAUGUUGAGGCACUGGAGCGCUUGAGAGGUGGCCUUCAGGCCCACUGGAUGCUGGUGAGGACUUCAGUCCAAGAAAGUGGAGGCGAGGACAACUGAAGCUGCAUUCUGUAUUCCUUCCAUUUAAUUUCAAACGCCACACAAGAAGGCCAAAGCCCCGGACUCAAACGUGCUGCUUCAGAACUGUGAGGCAGACAUGCUAACCACAGGGUCCACUGUACUGCGAGUGUUAUUCAUAUUCCAUCCAUCUAUUUGUUUUUUGUUUUGUUUUGUUUUUUGUUUACAUUUUUUCUCAGCUGACCAAGUGAGAUGUGGAGUAACCCUGGACACAGUCACACCGAUGCACCUAUGAACAAAAAAAAAAAAAAUACAAAAUUGAACCUGGAA
Molecule: messenger RNA, 2547 nt
Organism: Hippocampus comes (tiger tail seahorse)
Lineage: Eukaryota; Metazoa; Chordata; Actinopteri; Syngnathiformes; Syngnathidae
Gene: hdac10
Product: histone deacetylase 10
Exons: 19
Coding region: 532-2259 (575 amino acids)
Biological process (GO): epigenetic regulation of gene expression
Molecular function (GO): deacetylase activity
Source: RefSeq, a predicted model, not a curated record